UGCGCCGCGGCGCCUUUCCCUCCCUGCCGGUCUCGUCGCGGUGUGCGGGCGGGGCUGUGGCGGCCAUGGUGGGGGCGCGGCUGGCGGCGGUGGAAGGGCUGGUGCGGGAGCUGCUGAAGGAGGAGGCCCCGUCCCGCAUCGCCGCCCUCACCGAGGAGCUCUUCCAGGCGGCGGGGAGCAUCUCUGAGGAGGAUGGGAGUGCGGCUGAGGUAGAGCCCCGGCCUCCCGGCCCGGCGCCCCUCUCCAGCCCGUCUGAAGAAACGGGGCUUUCGUGUGCUUCACACCACAGGGCCGCGCUCGCCCAGGUUGAAGAGGGUGCAGUAAGCCUGUGGAACUGGGCUGUGACCAAACACACAGGUUCCGUUGUCAAUGAUGAGCAAAGAGCUAAACUACGGUUUGUUGCUUGCAGACUGGUGUGCCUUUGUGAAGGCAGUGAUCCUCCGGAGGGAACUAUUCGAAGACAGAUUUUGAUGUCUAUGAAAACUGGGAAAGGAUGGAUAGAUAUUGGAAAAGCUGAUCUUGCUGAUGGAUUUCUAGAGAUUGCCAUGAGUAGUAUAGAAAAACUGUAUGCGAAGUUACUUAAAGGGAGCGAUGGUGAAGCAGAUAUCCAUGUGCACAAAGCUGAUGUGGAGAAGAACCUCUUCAAAGUACUCUCUUAUCAGGCUGAAUCAGCAGUUGCUCAAGGGGAUUUUCAGAAAGCAGUGAUGUGCGUGCAGCGCUGCAAAGAUAUGUUGAUGAAAUUGCCAAAAGAGACCUGUUACCUGUCAAUCCUCUGUUACAAUUUUGGAGUGGAAACCUAUGAAUGGAAGAGGUAUGAACAGAGCUCCUUCUGGCUCAGCCAGAGUUAUGACAUUGGGAAGAUGGAUAUGAAAUAUUCUGUUGGCAAAGAAAUGCAGGCUAAAGUGCUGCGAUUGUUAGCUACAGCCUAUUUUGAGUGGGAUUGCAAUCUGUAUCUUGACAAGGCAUUGAAAGCUGUAAGCUUGGCAAAUCAGGAGAAUUUGCAUCCAGCAGGGGUUUUUUUGAAAGUUAAAAUUCUUCUUAAAAGUGGAGCAUCAGAUGAAGAUAUCAACUCAGCUGUUGCAGAAUUCCUGCACCAUGAGAUGUCUUUAGACUUUUGUUUGAAUACUGCCAAACUGCUGCUGGAGCAUGGAAGGGAAUCAGUUGGUUUUGAUUUUCUGAAAUCUGUUCCUGAACGAUUUGAAUCUUCACCUGACCUUGGAAAAAUUGCCCUGCUCCACAUUGAGUUCCUGUUGCAGAAUAAGAGGGAGCUGCUUGCUAAGCAAAAGGUUGAAGAAAUUAUUAUAGGACAUUAUACUGGGAAGCAGCUGUUGCCUGAAGCCUUGAACCGGCUGCACAUCAUCUUGUGGGACAGAGCUGCCAAACAUUAUGAGGCAAAAAGCUAUUCUGAAGCUCUUCAUUGGUACAAUUAUUCUGUCAGUUUCUACACACCUGGACAGAUAGAUCAGAACUUGGCUAAGCUGCAGAGGAACAUGGCUUCUUGCUAUCUUCAUCUGAAACAAGUUGACAAGGCUAAAGAGGCAGUUAAAGAAGCAGAGAGGUGUGAUCCAAACAGCAUCUUUACUAAAUUCUGUGUCUAUAAGAUUGCAGUGAUGGAGAAAGAUACUGAUAAAGCUGUGGAAGCAGUUAUUGAAAUGGGGAAGCUAGCAGAAAAGUUAUCUCAACAUGAAGACAGGCUGAGAGUGGAUGAAAAUACAGGCACUAACCUCCUGAGUUUAGCCGCCCAAAUUGCUUUAGAGAAUGAACAACAAGUUGUGGCUAUCAAAGCUUUGGAGUAUUUGUCUGAAUGUUUACAAGACUGCCGACAAUUAUUUGCAGCUUUAAAAUGUUUGGUUCGUCUUAUGUUGUCAAAGUUCAUGGCAGAAAAUGAAGAGAAAAGAGAUGAAGAUAUCAACUCAAUGCUGACUUACUUGACCUUGGCUCACAAGAGACUUGCUGAGUCUUUCACAGAAGAGAAAUUUACAGGGGACAUGAGGAUCCUUGAAGCUCACUGGUUUAGAAAAGUUGCUUGGAACUUAGCUGUACAGUUCAGGGGCUACCCUGAAAAGAUGAGGGAUUUUUUUCUACUGUCUUUCAAGUUGUCCCAGUUUUGUCCUUCUGACAAAGCUGUUCUAAUUGCUCAGAAGACAUGCUUGUUAAUGGCAGCUGCAGUUGAUCUGGAAAUGGGGAGACAAGUAACACCUUCUGAACAGACAGAGCUUUUGACUCAGGCCCUUCAACAUCUGCAGGCAUGCAAGGAGAUAUGGAAAGUUCUGAAAUUAACAGGAGAUUUUGCUAAAGACCCAACGGACACAUUGUUGCUGCUUUAUGAAUUUGAAGCAAGAUCCAAACUGAAUGAUCCAACACUCCACAACCUUAUGGAGUCGGUAUGGGAGCAACCACAAACAGAGGUCAAGACGCUAGAAAUCAUUGCAUCAUUAGCAAUGGAAUCUCCAGCUCGGUAUCCUGUACUGUGUAAGAAAGCUCUCAAGAGUGCACUAAAUCUUCACAGAAAGCAACCUGUCAUUGAUGCUGUGAAAUUUAGCAAAUGCCUACAUAGUUUGAUUAAUCUUUCUUUGCCGACUGGAUUAACAGACUUGGAUGCCUGUGUACUGCAGGAGGUGUGGCACUACUUUGAAGAUGCUCUGAGUGUAGUUAGCAGCACAGUUUGAAGUAAGAGUAUUUUCUGAUGAGCUGCUGCUUCUUUGCUACUCCAGGAUGCUUACCCAGAGAUGGAGAUUCUUUGGUUGAUGACAAGAGCCUGGAAUACAGGAAUAUUUCAGUAUACUGUUGGUAAAUACAAGGAAGCUGAGCAGUGGUGUGGAUUAGGAAUGCGUUUGCUCCAUCACUUAGGGUCUCUGAAGAAAAGCUACGAAGGCCACGUAAGUGUAAGCAGAUGGAUUUGAGGAUGGGGGAUUGGAUGUCUGGCCUGAAUUUGAGAUAUGGAUCUGGGUGAAGAAACCACUACAGAUGAUCUUUAAAGAGUUUCAGGAGAAGCAUGGUACCUAAAUAUUUUGGGAGAGCUUGAUGCCAAAAGAUUUUUUCAAAAUGAGGCCAGAAGAGUUUUGAUAGGCAAUAGAAAAAGUAAUGUAGUGUCCUUUUACUGGAAGGAUCAUUUAAAUGGCUGACUGGAAAUAAACUUCUGACUAUUUGUGGCCAUGGGAGAACCCUUGUACCUUGCCUGCUUUCACUAAAGUCAAAGUGCUGUACCAGUUUACUUAAAUCAGCUGUUGUUACUUUCAGGCUUGGUUUCUGGUAUAAUCUAGUGUCUUAUGAAUAGGGUUUAAACUGAUGUGAAUAAAAUUAUUAAAGCUCAUCUUUUCAGGUGUAGCUUAGCCACUUCCUGUGGGGGAGAAAUUUCAGGGCUAGUACCUCUGCAGAAAGCAUUGACACUUUUUCUUAUUCUGUCACAAGUAAGCUUCUCUCUAUGGUUUUUGGCUGGUGCUCCUACCUUGAUUGCAACACAGUGCAGCCUGGCUGGUGUAUGCGGUCAUCAUUCGUUGUCUUAUGCAUGAGCUGGGCAAUCAAGAGCUGGUUGCAGCUUUUAUACCAUUUUAAGUACAUCAGUUAAGACAAUAAGAAUUGAGAUCACUCCCUUCCAACCUCAGCCAUUCUGUGAUUCUGUGAAUAGGUUUAUUCACUGAUAUAAGACUCAGCUAUAAACUAUGCUUUAUGUCAGUAUAAAUAAAACCACCUUUGUUAGGUUGCACUGAUUUAACUAUUUUUUCUUAAACCACUGUAUUUAAAUCUGUGCCAAAAUCUUUACAUCAAUCUGAAAUUUUAGGUUUAGAAGCUGGUGAUAGUCUCCCACCUAUUCCCUUGCUUCUGUUCCCUGUCACUUUGUUGUAUUAUCUAGUUGAAUGAUACAACUUUAUCCAUCCUUGUUGACAACUAUGGUGCUUAUAUUCUCCAGAUGAUUGGUCUUUAUAGUGAGGUUCUGGACAAAUUGGACAGAGCAAAACGGUUUCUUCCAAAUGAAGAAGAAUAAUGACAGCCACAACUGCAAAAAAGGAGGACAGCAGUUUCUCUUGGAAACGUUCUGCUGAAUGAAAGAGGCUGUUAGCUCUGUGAAGGCAUGGGGUCAUGGGAGCAGUGGAGAAGAAACCAGGAUCUCCUCCUUGUUGGCAAUUAAGUUAUGUACUUUUUAGGAAGUUUGUUGAAUAAAUUGUUUUCCUCUAGAGAAUAAUUUUCAUUCUCUGGAGCUAUAUAACAGUUAGAAAUAAAUACUUAACUUUUUCAUGA
Messenger RNA from Harpia harpyja (harpy eagle), 4239 nucleotides. RefSeq names its product testis expressed 11 (gene TEX11). Gene Ontology annotation, biological process: male meiosis chromosome segregation; meiotic cell cycle; synaptonemal complex assembly. Lineage: Eukaryota; Metazoa; Chordata; Aves; Accipitriformes; Accipitridae. The transcript has 28 exons. The record is from RefSeq and is a predicted model, not a curated record. Gene Ontology annotation, cellular component: central element. Bases 66 to 2669 code for a protein of 867 amino acids. Gene Ontology annotation, molecular function: protein binding.